Molecule: messenger RNA, 4826 nt
Organism: Clupea harengus (Atlantic herring)
Lineage: Eukaryota; Metazoa; Chordata; Actinopteri; Clupeiformes; Clupeidae
Gene: krt222
Product: keratin 222
Source: RefSeq, a predicted model, not a curated record
UGGAUAGGGGGUUGGGGGAGGGCUAAGGGGUGACGAAACGCAAAAACAGCACCAAAACUCCUUCAUGGUCCAGCCAGGCUGUUGUGGGGACCCCCGGUGAGCCUGGGUGAAGCCACUGCCCUGGUGGUUUGGCUGGUGCGGCGUUGGGGAACCCCAGCUGCUCUCUCUCUCUCUCUCUCUGUCUCUCCUGCUGGGCUGACUACAGAAGUGGAGCAGGAGGCCACGUCGACAGUAGGCCAGUCACACACAGACCAGGGGCUUCAUGGAGCCGUCCGAGGAGCCAGAGGGGCCCCUCGGGGGCCUCAACGAGCGCCUGCGGAGCUUCCUGGAGCACGUAGCGCAGCUGGAGGCGACCAACCGGGAGCUGGAGCAGCGGAUCCUGGACUGGGGCAAGAAGAAUAUCCCGCCGUCCCGCGACUGGAGCGCCCAGGAGAAGAUCAUGGAGGAGCUGAGGACUCAGGUGAGCCUCUUAAUGGUAGGAAACGCCCAACUGGCUUGGCAGACUGAUUUCCAGAAAUCCAGAGCUUCCCAUUUAGAGAAAAGGUAUGAGAUGGAAAAGUGGCAGACUGGCCGUAUAGAGCCGCAAGUGAAGGAGAUGAGGAAGACGCUGAAAGACCUGGAGAGAGCGAGCAUGUUCCUGGAGAGGGAGAUUCAGGACCACACUACUGAGCUGCGGCACACACAGGAGGAAUAUGAAGAGUCUCGCACGGAACACUGGCAGCAUCGGAGGCAGCUGGCCCUCCUCUGUGACGACGUGCAAGUGCAGCGUCUGGCCGGUGAGGAUGGCAGAGGGAUGGAGCUCUCUCAGCUCCUCGACCGCAUCAGGACACAGUGCGAUCGCAUCGGUACCCCAGGCAGCCACCUGGACCCGGACACCAGCCCAACUCCAGUCCCAGGCUUCUCUCGGGCACCAGGAGGCCUUGCCAGCAGUGCAGCAGCAGCAGCAGCAGCAGCCCAUGGCAGAGGAGGAGGUGUCGCACAGAAGCAGGCAGAGGCAGCUUUGGCACAGGUGAGCCAGGGGGAAGUGGACCUGAAGGAAGCCAGAGAGGAGCUGGCUGAAGCCAGGAGGCAAUGGCAUGGUCUGCAGGUGGAGAUAGAGUCCAUGCAUGCCCUGGAGAAGGGGCUUGAGAGCUCCCUGCGCCACACCCAGCAGCACUUCUCUGAGCAGCUGCAGGACCUGUCGAAGGUGGUGCGGGACCUGGAGGGGGAGCUGGAUGGGGUACGCGGUGGCCUGGCCGGCCAGAGGGAGCGCCACAGCCAGCUGCUCAACACUAAGAUGAGGCUGGAGCGCGAGAUCAAAACCUACCGCAGGCUUCUGGACAGCGAGGAAGGCAGGUACUUGACCUGCAAUGGUCAGCUGGGUGGACUGAAGCCCUGGAAGGGUCCCGUCAUGGAGAUUCACCAGAAUGGCCUGGAGCUCAGCCCUGACGACGCACAGGAGCCAAUCACAGAGCUCCACAUGACAGAGAUCGAUGGGUUCCAGAAGCACCCAGCAAUACUCCGCAGGCAGAUGAGCCUAGUCAUACUGACAGAGCCGGAGAGGAACACUGACGUGGCGUUCGCCACGGUGAAGACCCAGGAGAUCCUGCAGGGCACUGUGGUGCGAGAGAGCGCCGAGGGCCACGGCACCGUGGAGACUGAGAAGAUUGACAAGGUGAUCAAACAGUGGGAGGGCUCCUUCUUCCAGGGCAACCCCAAGCUGCGCAAGAAGUCGGUGUCGCUGCGCUUCGACCUGCACAUGGCCGUGACCGACGAGGGCUGCGCCCAGACCAAGCAGGACAGCCUGCCCGACGUGGAGGUGCGCCUGGUCAUGCGCCGGUCCCGCAGCAUCCCCUCCAUCGCCCAGUGAGAGGCGGGUCAGGGGGUGGAGGUGGUUGGUGAUUCGUGAUUCGUGAUUCGUGCCACCAACUGGGACUGGAGGUGUCACAGGCCCACACUCAUAGCCGCUCACAGGAAGAUACUCAAGCCAGCGGACUUGUGGAAGACACACACACACACACACACACACACACACACACACACACACACACACACACACACACACACACACACACACGUUGCCCCUAAGAGUUUAGAACUGGAACCAGUACCACCUUCAGCUCUGGCACCCCUAGACCGCCACUCCUCCGACAAGAAAAACGAAUUCUCAACCUGAACUUUGACCCCCAACUUGUCCCAGUUUUCUUCAGUUCACCGUUAAAAACAAAACCUCCCAAGGACAUGGACACCUCCAGGCCCUUACCCAGAUUAUUAGUUGCUAGGCUCCAGCGGUCUCCACUGAGGAUGGAUUUCAUUUCUGUCCAGGAGCUCCAGUCUGCCUGCCUAUACUUAUAGUAUACAUAUGAAACCAAUAAGCAUCUUGCUCUCGUUGCUAUUACGUGACUCCUAUGAUAUGAAACGUCUCCAUGUUGAAAUGGAGUCCAAAGUUGUAAGAGGCAGUGGCUCCACCGCGACCCCCAGCCUCCCUGCAGUAUCUUCCAGAGACACGCAGAAACAAAUAGUCCUCCCGCCUUUGGGAUAUGUAGUCCUGCAGUGGGAUGAUAGCAUACAAUGCACAGUGCCCUGCUUCCAUGGUCUGUCUGGAAAGACGUAGCGCCUGAUGCUACACGCAGUAGGCGUCUGUGUUUCUCUGCCCUGGCAAUAUCACUGUGACAACAUUGCCACAAAAAAAAAACAGCAACAAAAAAAAACACUCACCUGCCCAUCGGAAUGAAUGGAUGGAAUUCAAAUCGGUAGGUCAUCGAGUAAUGUCACUGUGAAAAAGUGUCUUCUGACAGCAAAGCCAUCAUUACAUCCCACUGUCCUUUUCCCAGAGAAAAAAGAGUGGGUAUGGAUUAAUCAUCCAGUUAAUUGAUAAUUAUUACAAAAAUUACAAUUAAUAUAGAUAUAGGUUUUACCUUCCCUGCCUUUUCGUCGUGUUACAUAUUUGGCUUUUGCUAUUUUACAGAAUGCAUACAAAUAUAUUAUUGCACUAUUAGUCCAACAAUUGUGACCAUGGCAACCAUGACCAUUCAUACCACAUCUGGAUUCAGAAUUAGGUUGAACAUUUGAACAUGGGCUCCUAUUCUUGACCACAAGAUUUGAAUUUCUUUCUUUUUGAAUUGAAUCAUUUAAGCAAACCCUUUUUUAUCCAAAGCGUUCCUGUGAGGAAUACGUUCGAGCCGUUUGUGGGAAUGAAAACCAUGGCUCUUUGUGUGGUUAGCGCCUUGCUUUACCAGUUGAGCUGCAGGAACCUUGUCAGGGCAUGGAUGGGGUGUGGAAUAUGUUCCUCAAACUGGUAGUCUGGCGAGACUCAGAUGCACCUUAUGAAAAAAAAAAAAAGAUCGGAUGAGCUGAGCAGCUCAGCAAUCACAUGCCCCUCUUAAGCGAGCAAACACUAAAAAAAAACAAGGUAACCUACAUACAAAUGUUCACUGCAAUCCAUUUGUCGCAGUGAGGUCUCUCCUCGUUGGCACAAUUAACAGAUGACCUCAGGUCAGUUUGUGGUGAUUGAUUGAAACACUUAAGCUUUGAGCCACAAAUACGGACGGCUGAUUCUGCAUCAGGCAACAGCAAAUCAAACUUUUGCUGAUUUUUUUCAGUGGCUGAGUGUUUUACCAGAAGCAACCAGAAGAGGGCGUACGUUGAACGUGUAAAUAGCUUCUCUAUACCAUGAAUGCAUUACGUUUGGAUUGUGGUGUCUUCCAUUAUAGUGACAUCUACUUUUGAGGUUUCAGUAACCUGUGUUAAGGCCAUUAUGAAAUACUCAGCUUAUUAAGUCUUGGUUAUCUAAAAAGAGUAACAACAGCAAAACAACAGUUCUUUGUGGGAUAUAUUUAUUUACAUCGAUUUAUGCUAAAAAUAAGAAUUUACUACUUGGUGAGGCAAUAUAUUUUAUCCUUAUUAUUAAACGUAUAGGCUAUGAUAAUAAUUUGUUAAGCAGGCACAUCUUAGUUUAUUAAAAGUGUAUUAACUUUUGAAGUGAAUUGUGUCUAAUGAAUUUGCUCUGAUAAGUGAAUAAUUGGAGAUUGGUGUGUGUGUGCACAUGAGGUAGUUCCACUGAUAUGAAAUGCGACUUAUUUGAUUGACCUCCUCAAAUCCUCAAAUUUGUAGUUGUCCACUUUAACGGUGUGUACAGUGACAUACGACGUCCUCAGGCGUAACAUGAGAAUGUUUACAGCGUAAAAUAAUGCAAAUUCACAGCCAUGAAUUUGCAUUUGGAAACUGUUUGACAGUAGUUGUGGGAUACUCACGAUAAUCUUGGCCACUAUUGGUGGUAUGAUCGGUGAUUUCGCUCUUUUCGUUCGAAAUCUUUGCUUUUCCGUGAAAAACACUCUAAAGCAUCGAAAUACGGCGACCAAAAACUGGCUUUAAUGCAGUGAUGAAUGCAGUGAUGAAUGCAGUGAAUUCGCUGGUGUCACUGAGGGAGAUCCUCUCCCCGGAGGUUCUUAGCGCACACUGCAUUUAGCAAACGGGUGAAAGCUAUCUGUGAUUAACGACAGGAAGUUGAAAAGUGAGCAGAGAUACAUAUCCUAUGGUCAAAAAGUAACCUUGUUCCAUUAUAAAAUGAUGUAUUUCUCUUUUUUGUCUUUUUUUUUUUGUUUCGCCAAAGAUGAGAAAAAGCUGCCAAUGUGCUUUGCAGUUGGGUGCCUGAGGCUGUGCCAAUAUUAACCCUUUUAACAUUUCCUAUCUAUGCAGUUCCCUUCAUGUGCUUGGAGUAGUGCCGCUUGAACACUUGAAAUGAAUCCAUUUUCUUCAUUUUGGGGGGCCUGUUUUACUUUUCAAGAAGAAAUGAUAUGCAUUUUAUCUAAUGAUGAGAUAAUUUAAAUAAAAGGCUAAAAUCAUAA